AUGCCUAUAGCUAAAAUCAUUUUAUUGAUCAUUUUUGAAAUUGUGUCUUUUAUUGGUAUUUUGGGAAAUGGAUUCAUUCUAAUUGUGAAUGGACACCAAUGCUUCCAAAAGAGAAAGAUGACCCCUUAUGAUUUCCUUCUGACCAUCCUGAGUUCUUUCAGGUUUAUCAUGCAGUUGGGUUUUCUGAUAUACUACAUUUUGUACUUCACUCUAAAGAGUAAUUUACAUCUUUUCUUAGGUGAUCCUAUUUUCUUUACCUGGAUGUUUUCCGACAUGAUCAGCCACUGGUCUGCCACAUGGCUCAAUGUUUUCUAUUGUGUAAAGGUCGCCAACUUUGCCAACCCCGUCUUCCUCUGGCUCAAAGCAAAGAUCAAUGUGCUUGCACCCAGGCUGCUUGGACUGUCAAUAGCCAUUUUCAUGGUCACUUGUCUUCCUUCACUUGUUCAUUAUUUUGGACACAUGAAGUGGUGCAAUCUGACAGAGACUCUGCUGGAGAAUGCCAGCCAAAGAGAGGUUUGUGGCUUUCCUGGCGUUAUUUUUCUUCCCAUUCAACUUUCUUUUAAUGUCAUAAAUUUGUGCCUAAGCACAAUUUCAGUCAUUUUUUUGCUUGUCUCUCUGUGGAGACACACAAGAAAUCUCAAGAAAAGUGGUGUUGGUGUUAAGGACUUCAGCACUCAGGUCCACAUUAAAGUCAUGGCCUUUUUGUUGUUCUGGUUCCUUUUCUACUUUGUAUAUUUCAUUGCUCUGAUGGCAUAUUCUGACUUCAUCAUUUGGACAGAUUAUGGGUCAGUUCAAGAUCUGCAUACUGGUAUCUGGAUAUCUGCGUUUCCUUCUGCACACUCUAUUAUACUAAUAUCAACCAAUCCUAAACUGAAAGAAAUUUGUAUUCAUAUCAAAAAAGAAAUCUAUGCUCACAUCAUAAGCAUCGGACACAGCACUUCCUAA
Molecule: messenger RNA, 945 nt
Organism: Anolis sagrei ordinatus
Lineage: Eukaryota; Metazoa; Chordata; Lepidosauria; Squamata; Anolidae
Source: RefSeq, a predicted model, not a curated record